CUGGCAUCACCAGAGACUCUGAUCUCCAACAUGACUUCAACAAGGCCAAGGUCAAUACUCACAGGCGGAGCACACGAUUGAUUUGUCAUUCAAAUCAAGAAAUCAUUGAGGGUCAAGUACCGGUCCGGAGGCCGAUCGCAGAACAAUGACUUCUACAAUACCCGCAUGCGACCUAUGUCACACUAGAAAGGUCAAAUGUGAUCGCCAGGAUCCUUGUAUGAACUGUGUGGAUGCAAAGGCUGAUUGUCUUCGCACACGUCAUGCCAGGGUCCAUCGCCCAAGAGUUUCUCGCCUAGAUGCAUUGGCUGAGAGACUUGCGAAGUUAGAACGGUCUAACACGGCUGAAAUUGUUACAUCUGCAUCGCCUUUAUCAAGCAAUGCGAAUCAUGAUGGUACCUCGACCGUGCCAUCGUCUCCAAGAGCAACUCAUUCCGACCCUGCUAGGCCCUUCUCAUCUGCCAAGAGAAAGUUCUAUACAGCGCCCAUAUCUAGCGAAGCCAGUCCGUCCAAUCAGCAGGACAAAAAGCGUCGAGCCUCGCAGAGUGUUCAUUCCCAAGCUCACGCUGAAAACCAGUCCCCAGAGUCGACUCGUCACGCCAGCGAGGCAAGAGAGUACAUUGAAAACGAGCUGCAAUGCAAUCCAGCUCUUUCUCAGGACAGGCGGACUGCCCUCGAAAUGGCGCGCCGGUUUGUCGGUCAGCUGUCCAACCCGGGCCUGCAUCACCAAGAAACUACUACCUGCGAAGAGCCAGACGUUGAAGAGAAUCUGGCACGACCAAAUCUUACACCAGAAUUGUUGUACAUGAUGUUACCCGGUAAGUGCUCUUUCGGUGAUAUGGAACCCCAAAUACUCACGGUAACAGGGCCUGAUAGAAAAACUAAUUCCCAGGGAACGAUUGUCUGGCCAGACCAUAUCUCCGAUAGAACCCUUGAAAGAAUGGGGUUGGCUAUUAUGGAGCGUAGUGAGAGUGAACAGGUGCUUCGGCUGUAUCGGAUCAGUGUAUGGAUCAAAGCCUUUUCCUGCAUAUCAAAAUUGGCACCUUUGAUAUCUAGCGAGCAUUUGAAAGCGCACUUCAGAAAAUUGAAGAAGCAAUAUGAGGCUGGAGCUAUCGAAGAGCUCAAUUCGAUCCCGUUAACGGCUUCUCCAAGCCUUCCCCUGCUACAGGCUCUCUUGUCAGGCAAACGCCUGAUGCAGUAUCUAGGUAACAUGUCUCGCUGUUGGAUGCUCACAGCACUGACAGCCAAGGUCAUUAUUGCCUUGAACUAUCAUAAUAUAACGGACACCAUGCCCCGGAAUGAAGUGGAAGAAGAAAUACAUGCCUGUGUAUACACAUGUUACUAUUUCGACAAGACCCUCAGCCUGCUUCUCCUUCGGCCACCAUCGUUACCCGAGCUGAAGGUCGAGCCAGCACAGCUGAUUCAUUUGGACCCAGACUUACCUACUACGCCAAUGAUAACUGGUAUUGUCGAGUACGCACGUCUUAAAAAUACCCUGUCGAACAUUCUCCUUCACACCAAAGAAAUGGGCGAUGUCGAAAAAGCCAAUGCCUUGUCUGAUCUUGUUGUCCGUGCCCAGGCAAUCCAUUCCAAUAUGCAAGUGCAUCGAAGCCGCCAGGAAUUGGAGUUUCCUGGCUCCUGGGCAAUCUUAAGCCGCGAAUGGCUGUCUAUGGACUUCAACUACUAUUCCCUUUUAACCACCAUCGUUCGCGCCCGGUCUUCAGUGCUGAAAUCGCGUUUGGUAUGCGAAGACUGCCUAUACGUGGCGCGAAAGGCAUUAAUGACGCUUCGUGCUAUGCAAGAAGCCUUCGCCGGCAAUGCUACCUCGGUGGAUUCAUUUCCAUAUUUUCUUACCUGGACUAUGUUACUGGUUCCCCUUUCACCGUUCUUCGUCCUCUUUUGCAAUGUUAUUGCGACAUCAGACCAUAGAGAUUAUGAAAUGAUAAGGAAGAUUACAGAUGACCUACGUCAGUUCGCCAAAGCAAAUGCUUCCAUCGGCAAACUGUGCGCAUUAUUCGCAAAGUUUCUUGACUUAUGUGCACCGUUGGUCAAGCUCAAUCCUCCUGGUACAAUUGAGCAACCGGAUGCUUCCCAGAACGGAGAUCAUAGCACAGAGCGGCGAUCCCUUGGCGAAUCAAGAUAUUCCUAUCCAGAUGUGCUGCAACAAGAUACGGGCCAUGUUCCCAACACGCUUCCAAGCCCGCAAACCAGCAGUGAGGCUUUUGGUGUGCCAUCCUCCAUGCAGGGAUGGGAUGAUAGUCUGAUAUGGGAGUUGUUUGAUAACCAGCCCUCGCUGGGAUGGGCAGAUUCAGAGUUGUGGAGUGCAAUGACGCAGCUGUAAGUAGACUUCGGUUAGCAGUGUGUGGAUAUCAGUCAAUCCCUCGAUGUGGCCCAGCAUGUAAACAGCUUUGGCUUUGUGAUUGUAUCGGUACGAUUUUAUUUCCAUAGAAAUAGACGAACUUCCCUAUGAAGGGACGUAUAGAG
Messenger RNA from Penicillium brasilianum, 2481 nucleotides. The record is from the annotation of a GenBank genome assembly. Lineage: Eukaryota; Fungi; Ascomycota; Eurotiomycetes; Eurotiales; Aspergillaceae.